CCUUCUAUUCUCCAUGGGGUAAACAGGUAAACGGUAAACACACCAGUCGGAGUCGCACCAACAAGGCCAACAACAACAAUCGCUGCAUGGCGGCUUCCUUUCUGCGAUGGGUGCUGUACGUCCUGGCAUCGACUUUCCAGAGACCAUUGGCUUUUCUGCGACGAGGGUGGCCUCCACCGCCCGUGGCCAUGGACGAGGUGACGAUCAACGUAAAGUUCUCCACCAACCUGGCGAUCUCAGUGACUGUCAAGCGCGACUGCACCGUGAGGGCCAUGAAGGAGCGCCUGGCUUGCCAGCUCGACGUCCCUGUCCAAGAGCUGCGCGUCAUAUUUGCUGGAAAGGAACUCCGCGAUGACGCCUACUUCAAGGACUGCAACAUCGAGGAGUACACGACCGUCCACGCCGUGCGGUCGGCGACUGGCGCCACGCCCGGUGCAGAGCCGGUCGUGAGUGCCGAGAUGUGCUGCGCCCCUUUGGGAGGAGACCUGGCCAAGGCACAGCUGACUGAAGAGGAGCGUCUUGCAAGCAUGGCAGAGGUGGACAAGACCCUGUUCUUCGUGUACUGCAAGAGCCCCUGCGGACGGGUAGAGCCCGGCAAACUCCGGGUCAGGUGCGCCACCUGCGGCCAGGGCUGCUUUCUGCUGGACAGGGAGCCCUCGUGCUGGCCGGACGUGCUGGAGCGCGGCCGCCUGGGUGGCCGCUGCGAGCAAGAGGGCUGUGGCGGUCGCCUGGCCGACUUCUUCUUCAAGUGUGCCUCCUCCAACCGGCUGGAGGGGCACGACCAGCGGGGGUCAACGGUGCUACCCCUCGUGCGCUGCAACUUCCUCGGGGUGCCCUGCCUCUCCUGCACUGACGUCAGCCGCAUCGUCCUGGUGUUCCCCUGCACGUCGUCGCACGUCAUCUGCCUGGAGUGCUUUGGCAUUUACUGCCGGAGCCGCCUGGACGAGCGUGGAUUUGUGCAGCACCCGCAGCUGGGCUCCACGCUGCCCUGCCCGGUGGGCUGUGACGACUCCUUCAUCCAAGAGACCCACCACUUCUGCCUCUUGGGACCAGAGCAAUACCAACGCUACCAGCGGUUUGCGGCCGAGGAGUUUGUGCUGCAGGCGGGAGGCGUGCUGUGCCCCCAGCCCGGCUGCGGGCAGGGCAUCUUGGUGGACCAGGGCUGCACCCGGGUCACCUGCGAGGCUGCCACCCAGGGCUGCGGGUUUGUCUUUUGCAGACUCUGCCUCCAAGGUCACCACUUGGGACCAUGCAUACGAGACGAACAUGACGAGGCGUCUGCUGCAUUGGGAAGCGUGUCGGCGUACCCGGUGGACGAGGCACAGGCGAGAGACAGCCGGUGGGACGAGGCCAGCCGGCUGACGGUCCGCUCCACCACCAAGCCCUGCCCCAUGUGCCGCACGCCCACCGAAAGGGACGGUGGCUGCAUGCACAUGAUCUGCAGCCGGUCCCAGUGUGGCUUCCAGUGGUGCUGGCUCUGCCAGACGGAGUGGUCACGCAACUGCAUGGGGGCGCACUGGUUCGGCUGAUGGACAACUUGUGCCAAUCUCUUGCCACGGCGUGCAGUGUUUGACCAAUUUCAAUUAUAUGCUGGUUUGUUGCCAAGCGUAAUGGAGGAAUAUGUGCGGCAUUAAAGAGCCAACGUACUGGGCAGAUGCUAGGGUGGUGAAGGGGACAACGAAAGAACCGGGUGUUUGGGGGAAUACUAGUCAACAAAGUAACAUUCAGCAUUGCCUAAAGAAGGCCAGCGAGGAACACAAGUUGGACUGGAGUGCCACGCUAGUGGGCUAGGACUCUUGCCAAUUGAACGCCAGUCCUUGCAAAAGCAGCAGUGCUUUGGCGAGGUGAAUAUGUUGCCGUACGCACUGGCCGACGUCUCGGGCAAGCGUUGCCGGUAGCUUGCAUCGGACAACUGAGCUCUGGGCAACUACUGGUCGCUUUCCUGUUCAGCCCCUAGUGCCUUGCUCUGACUGGGGAGUUCCCCAGAGGGCCACUUGUAAGCUAGCAUAAUUAGCAGCAACAUUUUCUGAAAACUUAUAGCUUGCCACAUGCAAGAUUUUUGUAAAAAUAGAAAACUUUAAAGUACCGGAACCAGAAUGUCGAAAGUCAGUCGGAGGCGUAUCCUUCUGGUAGGUUGCCUCUUAGUCACGCGCUUUAAUUAACGUAAGGAAUGGGCAGCCUCAUUAAGACUAUUCCUAUUGCUGCGAUAUCUACCAAUUUUAUGAAAUGAUUAUUAUUAUAACUUAAAGGGGCCCUCCAACAGUAUUUGAGCGUCGACCUUUUUUUGCGGUUUCUACACGCUAGUGGUCCCGGAAACCCAGUGGACAACGAAAGAGUUUGAAAAUAUCAGCGCAUCAUAUUUUAAUUUGACAACUCGGAAACACCUCCUCCGACGGUGGCGCCGCGAGGUGCCGAAUGCGCGCGCAUAACGGCGCUCCCUUUCACUAUACGUCACAUUCUUUUGGUUUCGUGAUUGGUGAGAGCCAUCCCAGGAAUUUUGAAGUGAAAUAAAGUAUAUCACACGUUAACCGUCAUUAUUUCUCUAACAAGUCAUUUUUACAGAGCUAAUAAAGUUGCAAAGUAAAGUUCAAAAAGGGCGAAAA
Ixodes scapularis (black-legged tick) is the source of this 2603-nucleotide messenger RNA. Its product is annotated as E3 ubiquitin-protein ligase parkin. Gene Ontology annotation, biological process: regulation of mitochondrion organization; autophagy of mitochondrion; negative regulation of protein phosphorylation. Gene Ontology annotation, cellular component: cytoplasm; Golgi apparatus; mitochondrion. Bases 87 to 1529 code for a protein of 480 amino acids. Lineage: Eukaryota; Metazoa; Arthropoda; Arachnida; Ixodida; Ixodidae. The transcript is spliced from 10 exons. Gene Ontology annotation, molecular function: ubiquitin protein ligase activity; ubiquitin conjugating enzyme binding; zinc ion binding. The record is from RefSeq and is a predicted model, not a curated record.